AUGGCAGACAAGCUGACUUUGAAACCCGGCGUUACCUCAAUGGUAGAUUUAGCUUUUCUAUCAGUUCCACCCGCUAAAGUCACUUGGUAUUACAACGGACAAGACAAACUUCCGGACGACGCACGAAUAAAACCCCUAACAUCGCAAACGUCAGCGAAAUUGACAAUGAUGAAAGUUGCUCCGACGGAUGCCGGGGAAUAUAAAGUCGUUAUCGAAAACAAAAAUGGAAAAAUUGAACAUACCGUUAAUGUUGCCGUUCAAAGUCCGCCUUCGGAACCCAAAAACGUUCUGGUAGACAACAUUACAAAAUCGUCUUGUCUCGUUACAUGGGAGGCACCCGAAUCAGAUAACGGUUCACCGGUAAUAGGAUACGACAUAGAAAAGCAGGUCGGCAAAACUGGAAAAUGGAUAAAAAUCAACAAAGAACCUAUUACAACUACUCAAUACGAAGUCAACGAUCUAACUCCUGGAAGUGAAUGUUCGUUUAGAGUGUCAGCUUCGAACGCGGCUGGGCCAAGUGUCUAUUCCAAACCAUCCGGUAGUUUUGUAGCUAAAGAUGCUGAAGCUCCAAAACCUUCUGCUCCAAUUAACUUACAAACUUCUGACAUUAAUGGCGAAAUAACGUUGUCAUGGCAACCACCCGAAAAUGAUGGCGGAUCGCCAAUUAAACAUUAUAUCAUUGAAAAAGCGGAUGUUGUAAAA
This is a messenger RNA of Helobdella robusta, 702 nucleotides long. RefSeq lists its product as hypothetical. The transcript has 2 exons. The annotation marks the transcript as partial. The record is from RefSeq and is a predicted model, not a curated record. NCBI's taxonomy places the organism in Eukaryota, Metazoa, Annelida, Clitellata, Rhynchobdellida, Glossiphoniidae. Gene Ontology annotation, molecular function: protein binding.